Paramecium sonneborni is the source of this 205-nucleotide messenger RNA. NCBI's taxonomy places the organism in Eukaryota, Ciliophora, Oligohymenophorea, Peniculida, Parameciidae. The record is from the annotation of a GenBank genome assembly.
AAUGUAAGAAAUGAUAUUGAACUCCACACAUUCAAUGACAAGCAAUAAAUCCUUUUAAUUUAGUAUUAAUUUAAUGAUUGUAGCAGCUAGAUUAAUGUCACAGUUUACCUAUAUCCCUACUUCCUACCUAAUUGUUUAAAUAAUUAUGCUCGUUUUCUCUCUCCUGUAUCUAAUUUAAGAAAUCUUAAGAAAAAAAAAAAAUUGA